Molecule: messenger RNA, 889 nt
Organism: Mangifera indica (mango)
Lineage: Eukaryota; Viridiplantae; Streptophyta; Magnoliopsida; Sapindales; Anacardiaceae
Product: receptor-like protein 13
Exons: 1
Coding region: 1-792 (263 amino acids)
Molecular function (GO): protein binding
Source: RefSeq, a predicted model, not a curated record
AUGUUUUCAGGGCAUAUCCCCCCUUGCUUAAAUAUUGCAAUAGUAAGUGAUGUGUUUGAUUCCUCACUUGAUGAUACGGAGCCUUCAACUUCCUCGCUUAGUUCUACUACAUUACGAAUUGAAGCUUCGAUGAGAAAGGAAGAAAUUAUAGAGUUUACUACGAAGAACAUAUCUUACUCUUACCAUGGAAGAAUCCUCUUUUACAUGUCUGGCAUUGAUCUCUCAAGCAAUAAGUUAGUUGGUGUGAUUCCUUAUCAAAUUGGAAAUCUUGUUGGAAUCCAUGCACUUAAUCUCUCUCACAACAAUUUGACAGGACUAAUCCCAUCAACGUUUUCAAAUCUCAAACAGAUUGAGAGUUUAGAUAUUUCAUAUAACAAUUUGACUGGAAAAAUCCCUCCUCAAAUUGUUGAACUAUAUAAUUUGGCUGUUUUUAGUGUGACAUAUAAUAAUUUAUCUGGCAAAACUCCUGAUAAAACUGCUCAAUUUGGGACAUUUGAAGAAGAUAGGUAUGAGGGAAAUCCACUUCUUUGUGGAAAACCAUUGCCCAAACCCUGCAGUGCAAUUGAAUCACCAUUUUUUAUGCCAAAAGCUUCAAGUAAUAGUGGAGAAGACAAUACUGUCAUUGAUAUAAAUAUCUUCUAUGUAAGUUUUGCAGUUACUUACAUAAUUUUUCUUGUAGGGAUUGUUGUGGUUUUAUACAUAAAUCCUUACUGGCGUCGCACAUGGUUUUAUUUUGUUGAGUUGUGCAUAACAUCUUGCUACUAUUUUGUCAUAGAUCAUCUUCCAAAAUGAUAUGAUGAUGAAACAGUUAGUUGGAUUUUAUGUACCUAUCUUACAAAAUUGGCCUGUUUUGAUUUGGUCUCCAAAAUUUAAAUUAUUCUGUUCAUAU